This is a messenger RNA of Exophiala bonariae, 2553 nucleotides long. RefSeq lists its product as uncharacterized. Bases 1 to 2553 code for a protein of 850 amino acids. NCBI's taxonomy places the organism in Eukaryota, Fungi, Ascomycota, Eurotiomycetes, Chaetothyriales, Herpotrichiellaceae. Gene Ontology annotation, molecular function: DNA-binding transcription factor activity, RNA polymerase II-specific; zinc ion binding; DNA binding. Gene Ontology annotation, cellular component: nucleus. The record is from RefSeq and is a predicted model, not a curated record. The transcript is spliced from 2 exons. Gene Ontology annotation, biological process: regulation of DNA-templated transcription; DNA-templated transcription.
AUGGCUCAUCCGCCCAUGGACACUCAGUCCGUGGGUAGCCAGGUUGCACAAAAGCCUCGAUUGCCAUCUUUCAGCAAUUUCCUCUCAGGCACUGGUCGUCCUGACUUGAAUUUUACACCCCAUGGUCCAGUAUCGAAUCGAAACGAUUCAGCACAUCCCCAAUUGAUCAAGACAAAUCACAACCGCCCCCCUCUAGGACACCAUGUACCCCAGCAGGCAGCAUACAGUCCUCCUGACCCCAGUGUUCUGCAGCAUCUGGAUCAAGUCUCACGACGACUGUCGGUCCAGCAGUCACCUGUACGACCUACGUUCUGGCAAAAUAGCAGUCCCAAUUCUUUAGAGAGGCACGCACCAUUGCCUCCCCACCUGUCGCAGUUGUCCCCACCUGAGCAUGGCUACGGGCGUGUGGUUGUAGGUGAGAGGACAGUUCCGGGCAAGGGAAUCUGCUACAUUUACGACGACGGCACCAUGUGCCAGAAGAUCAUCAAUGGCGAUGCUGUCAAUCCCAAGUGGGGCACAACCAAGGCUGGUAAACCAAGGAAGCGUUUAGGUCAAGCGUGCAAUACAUGCAGAGAAAAGAAGGUUGUUCAAAACCUCACAUCUAAUACUAUAGAUUCAUCUACUGACUCGAACGUCCAGAUUAAAUGUGAUCCGAGUGUACCAAAAUGUGCACAGUGCCAAAAAUUCGGUCGUGAGUGUAAGUUUGAGUCAACUGCACGCACCAACCCGAAACACUCUACAAAUGGACAAUCGGGAACACCCAGCAGUCCGUCAGAAAUGGCUGGUGAACGAUACUCCCCUCGAAGGGGUUCAACAGCAUCCUCCGAACCUUCACCUAGUGACCAUAUCAGCUUGCAGCAAGGUGUCAAGUCCUCGAUGCCAGUGCACAGUCUCUUGUCACCCACGUCAAUAGAUGAUGCAGUCCAAGAUGAAGCCACAAACCUCUCGCCGCCAGCCAAAAAAGCCAGAUUUUCCGCUUCUCCUCGUCCUGUCUCAGAUAGACGACCUUCAGAUGCUGCAGGAGGCGAGGUUUUACCGGGGUUGAUAUCCUCACCAGCCUCCACAGCCAACUACUCCUGGAAGACCGAUCCUUAUGAGCUCGAUCGGGAUCUGACAUUGUACCUACUCAGUAGAUACUUUUAUCACAUUGGAUGUGCUACUGACUGCACCAUCCCACGGAAGCCAUUUACGCACUGGGUCACGACCUGUACAAAUAAAUCCUCAGCAGAUCUGAUGCUAAUCUAUGCAAUGCUGGCCAUGGGUGCACUGUUCUCUCGACGACGUGAUCUGCAGUUUCAUUAUCAACUAUUUACAGAUGUCGUGCAAGAAGCUGUUCUGAAGAAUGGCGACAUCUUCAGCCUCCAAUUGAUACACACCAGGCUCAUCCUCUCCUUGAUUGCAUUCUCCCAAGGUCAGUAUAACCGAGCAUUGGAGUAUACGGGGUCAGCCAGAAUAACUUCGUGUGGCUUGAACUACAACAUGGAAGAAGGGGUCUGUGCUAUCACGUCUCCUGAUGAACUCGUGUUUGGCUUCGAUCGAGCUAUGACCAUUGAGUGCAGAAGAAGGACAUUCUGGACAGCAUACAUUAUGGAGUGCUUUAAUGGAUGCUGCUCAGCUUCUGUGCGAGCUGUUUACCGAUCGGAUUGCCAUUUACGGCUGCCGUGUGAGCAGUCGGCGUUCGAGAAAGGCAAUAUCCCUUUGGUGGCGUUCGACUUGGCUCUGGGUGUGGACAGCAGCCGAUCAGGUUACAACUCUGGCACAACAGGCCAAGUUGGCCUUCUCGGCUACAUGGUGGAGAUGGCGACAAUAUUCAACGAGGUUGUUAGCAAAAUCAGCCGUUCCAGAACACAUUUAUCAGAGGGGUAUAAUACCUCACUGGACACAUUUUGCCGCGACGUAAUGGCGCGUCUUGAGGUAUGGGAUCAAUUCCUGGACAAAACGGUGAACAGGCCUGGCACUGAUAAGGACAACUACGAACCAAUGAGCGGGCCUCGUAUCCUGUACCACUAUACUGCGAUGCUACUGCAUCGCCAUGUCUGCCAUGCGAAAAUGGAUUCGCAAUCGAUCGUCGCUCAUGUCAGAGAAACGUAUAGGCACGCACAAGCUAUACUGGAGAAUGUCCAGCGUGUGAGCAACGAGGAGAAGAGAGAUGCUCCAAUGGCCAGGCUUGCAGCCAUGAGUCCUGUAAGCGGAUUUGCAAUUGUCGAAGCAUUGGACACGAUCACGGCGGCCGGUACUCUGUACGAUCUCAUGGAUAUGGGAGGACAGGUCAUGUCAUCGAUUUCGAUGGGUUUGGAAGCCCUCGAACGCCUGACCGAUUACUGGCAAAGUGCGCGCCUACAACGAGAUAUAACGAAGGAAAGAUUGAAAUUGCUACUCAACGCAACCAAGCGAGCAUCUGACUUCAACGGUGCAUAUUAUUUCGGCGAACCCAUGCAGAGUCCGUUUGGACCCGAGCAAGAUAUAGUGUACGGGUUGAGUCGUAUGCGCUACUUCCAAGCAUUAGGAUGGGCGGAUAGAAUCCACAGCGACGGCGAUUUUCACCGACUUUGA